CUGCGUCUCCUAUAAAACGAAUUAGGGUUUGAGUAAUCAAACUAUAUACCCAAUCUCUGCCGCAAUUUCUCACCGGAGUCUGCCUUUCAGGAGAAAUGACGACGAGAUUCAAGAAGAACCGUAAGAAGCGCGGACACGUGAGCGCCGGACACGGUCGUAUCGGAAAACACCGAAAGCAUCCCGGAGGUCGUGGUAACGCCGGAGGAAUGCACCACCACCGGAUCCUCUUCGACAAGUACCAUCCCGGUUACUUCGGUAAAGUCGGUAUGAGAUACUUCCACCGGCUCCGCAACAAGUUCCAUUGUCCGAUCGUUAACGUCGACAAGCUCUGGUCGAUGGUUCCACAGGAUGCCAAAGAGAAUGCUUCAGCUGAUAAGGUUCCAAUUGUGGAUGUUACUCAGUUCGGUUACUUCAAAGUGUUGGGAAAAGGUAUGGUUCCGCCAUCGCAGCCGAUGGUGGUUAAGGCGAAGCUUAUUUCGAAGACUGCUGAGAAGAAGAUUAAGGAAGCUGGUGGUGCUGUUCUGCUCACUGCUUAGGUUUGUUUUCAACUUGUUAAUUAGUGCCAGUUUUGAUUAUUACUGUUAGAUUAGGGUUUAUGGAAGAUGAGUCUCUUUUGGUGAAGUUGAACUUGAUGCAUUAUAUUAUAUCGAUUUGGCUUGAAA
This is a messenger RNA of Cynara cardunculus var. scolymus (artichoke), 662 nucleotides long. Its product is annotated as 60S ribosomal protein L27a-3-like. Gene Ontology annotation, cellular component: ribosome; cytosolic large ribosomal subunit. Gene Ontology annotation, biological process: translation. Lineage: Eukaryota; Viridiplantae; Streptophyta; Magnoliopsida; Asterales; Asteraceae. The transcript has 2 exons. The coding region runs from base 96 to 536 and encodes 146 amino acids. Gene Ontology annotation, molecular function: structural constituent of ribosome. The record is from RefSeq and is a predicted model, not a curated record.